UUUUUCAUCAUCAGCUGUUCUUCCAUCCUUUCAGGUCUAAAGAGUGAGCUUGUGGAACGACUUUAUCAACACCUGCUUGCCCAGGAAGAGGCUGCCAAUAUGGAAGAGGACAAAGAUGGGGAAAUGGAUGAGGGAGGCCAAGAGGGAGACCACGCAGACCAGCUGGGGCAAGCAGAGAACAGAGAACUGGAGGAGCAGCAGCAGGAGGAGGACAUGGUGGUGGAGGAAGAGGAGGAGGAAGAGGGGCAUGAGAUACACCAGCAGGAGCAACAGCAGGAGCUAAAGCAGCAAGCUCAGCCACCACAGCAAGAGCAAGGGGAACCACCUCAGGAUCAGAAUGAACUCCUUAGGAAGGCAAGGGAACAAGAAGAGAUGUUAGCCCGUCAGAGACAGUUGGAGGAAGAACGACUGAUGCAGCAGAAGGUCAGGGAGCAACAGCGGCUUUUAGAACAGCAGCAGCAACAGAAACAGCAGGAAGACCUGUACCGUCUUCAAGAAGCAGCUCUGAAGGAAAAGCAGAGGGAAGAACACGAGAAACAAGUGCAGCUGCUAAGGCUGCAGAGGGAGGCUCUGAAACAGAAGGAAGAAGAACAUAAAAUACCAGCUGCACCAGCAGGUGCUCCAGGCAUUACGGCCCCAAUCCCACGGGCAUCUGCACCUGCACCUGUAACUCCAGUACCACCAGGGGUUGGCACAGUUCCAGUUCUGGGGCCUCCUGGUGUUAAGGCUUCAGUGGUUGUGCCACCACCUGCAACAUCAUUCACCCACAUCCUCAAGGACCAAUCAAUGUUGGCGGUCCUGCUGGAUUCACAGGCCCAGCCCCCAUCCCAAGUGCUGGUCUCUUGGGCCCUGCACCAGGGUCUGUGCCCAAGUCCACACCCUCACCACAGCAGCCACCUCUCAGGCCUCCACUUCUUCAAACAGCUACAACUCGAGCACCAACCUCCAUUGCAGCACAGCGUCCGCCUAUGCCUAUGGCAAACACUUCACCCAGACCUCCGGGUGCAGGGCUGUUAGGUGCUGCUCCUCCUACUAUGGGGCCCCCUGGUGAAAACCAAGACAAGAACGAGAAGCCGCCUCCACUUAUGUCCCUGCAUGUAACAGCUCCCAAAGAAGAGACUCCUCGUGAGGUGAAGCUACCACAGGCCUUGGAGCAGGCCCUGGCCUUCAAGACAGAACGUGCCAAGCAGGU
Molecule: messenger RNA, 1192 nt
Organism: Penaeus vannamei (Pacific white shrimp)
Lineage: Eukaryota; Metazoa; Arthropoda; Malacostraca; Decapoda; Penaeidae
Source: RefSeq, a predicted model, not a curated record